AUGCCAUUGAGCAAAGCAAGGCCGUCACCACGGCCGUCUGCCACGAGCAGCUUCAGCGAUAUUGCAAACAAGUCGGAAGCCAGAAAAGACAGGUUCAGGUUGAAGUCAGAUGAGGAUGAGGAGAAUACGUAUGGGAGAAAUCGACAACAUGGACGACAGCGAACCACGAGCGUUAUCCCAGGCAAAUCCGAUACCGAUACCGAGAACCAAAACCAGAACCAGAAAGAGGACGAGGACGAAGCCGUAAACGAAUCUGGCGCCAUAGAUGCAGUUGCACCCACAUCCGCAUCGACUGGGGGUCGCUUUAUGCGGCCGGAUUUUCUGAUUCAAGGUCUCCUUGCUCGAGCCAAGAAUCGUGUAAGGGAGCGCAGUGGGAGAGGAGAAAAGGACGAUGAAAAUCUGCAACAGGAAAAGAAACAGAAACAGAAACAGAGUGUCACCACCGCCCUUUCUCCUAGUAAUAGGAAGUCGUUCUCCCCGCAUUCUCCUCCGCCACGCGCCGCUCCCCCCGACCGAGGCUUCCGCCCAACCCCACCUGCAACUUGUAGCUCUACGGGGAUAUUCCAGGGGACCAAGACUAAGACAAGAACUAAUACUAAGACGCCUGCACCUGUGCCUAUAACUACGCCUUCAUCGUCACAGUCGCCGUCACACCUACCACGGUCUCUGAUUUCCCCGCGUUCGCCUCCGGAUCAGAACAAGCCGCUUCCUCCUCCUCCACCGACUCCGGGUUCCUUGUCCGACAAGGAAAAUGCUACUUCUCCCCCGCCCAAGCCCGUCUUGAAGCUGAACCGAAUCAUGUCUACUCUUACCGAGUCUGAGAUCGAGAAGCUCUUCUCGGGUGCCCCUCAGUACUUUGCUCGUAGCGAGGGGCAUUGUUCUGGUGCUCCCAAUCCUAGCGUCGCAUUUCCCUUUGACGAGGCAUUGGAGAUCCGCGACCUCACUGACCAUGUACAAAUCGAAGACCGAGCAUGGAGUGGUCUCACAGCAUGGCCUCACCUAACCAGGGACCUUAAUCAGGAUGCUGCUGCCCGGGCUCAGGCUGUCGACUCUCGCAAGGCCCACUUCUUCAUCCGCUGUCGGGAACGUCCCAACAUGCUGAGUAUGCAGGGCCUGGAGAAAGGUACUAUGGGCUUCUCAGCUGCCCUUGAGCUCGCCGUGGGUGAUGCUCUCGAGGAGGAGCAGUUCGGCUUCGAUAGUCUGGGCAAAAAGGCCCAUGCCAUUGUCGAGGCACGUGAGCGUAUGCUUUCCUCACUGGGUUAUUUGCGUCGCCUGCCCGAGACAGAACUGAUGGACCGUCUCAAGCGAAACGCAGAGCUGUAUCGAGUCAAUGACCUUCGCAAGAAAACCUCUGUCCAGACUUACCAGGAUCUCUUUCAUUCAUUCAUGCGGCCAUGCAACUCCGUCGUCGAUAAGCGCGACCACUACAGCUUAACCAACCAGAUCAAUGCCCUGAUCAAGUGUCUCGGCACCGCCAACGUGUGGUUUGACUUCACUCAUGUUGAGUGGAGGAUCAGAUUGGGGCAAAUCCUGUGGGGAAGCGAAGACAAUGAUGAACUGGAAGAUACUUCGUCGAUCCACGAUGCCACCAGUGCAGGUGAGCGGGCUGAGGAGAAGUAUUGGCUCCUCAUGCAAAUUCUUGUUGCUACUGAACUUCUCAUCCGACUAGAUGCUAUAACUGAGGGCGAGGAAUAUGGAGUUGAAGCUUUUCGGCCUGUUGAUGUAGUGCAUUUUGAGAGAGCAGCUACUCCGAUGGUUAAAUGGUCGCUGCAUCUUGCACGAAGCUGGCUGGACAAUAUCGAAAUUGAAAAGGUUCAGGAGCAACCUCCAAGCGAUUCCAAGACAAUAGAACCAUCUACGCCUCCUCCGGCAACAGGCUGGCUUGGGUCGCUCUUCAGCAAAUUUACCUUCCGUCAGCACCAUGAUGACAAAACGAUGGCCAGCUAUAGCUAUACUAUCAAAGGUCGCAAUCCACAACAGCAAGUGGACGGGCUCACUCAUUUCGCCAAGAAGUUACUUUGGCCCGGCAUUGACACGUACGAGGGUCUUAUAGCGAACAAUGCACGACAAUCGAUCAUUAAUUCGGUGCCAAGUCCUUCUCCUACAGUUGCUUCUGGAAAAACACCCAAGACGCCUUCUGAAACUAAUGGAUCGAAGCGAUCGUUGUACUUCGGGUCGGAUGACCACAAGGACAAGUCGCGACCACAACGACGAAAGCUUUCUGCAGCACUUCAUCCUUCCGGCUGGCUUUCGAAGUCAUAUAUAUACGGUUUGAUGCUUCCAGGGGACGGGUUAUGUCAUUUCUUGAUGGCUACACUGCUGGAGAAUGAUAGCAAAGCCAUGGGUCGCCUGGGACCCUUCGCUAACUUGUGCGGAGGGUUUGUGUAUUCCGGCAAAAGCUUCUGGAGCACAUCAUGUAUUGUGGGCCGAGUCAUUGCGGCAGGUCAAGGUUCUGCCGAGUGUAUGGGAUGGGUCUCCAGUGAUAUCCUUCCUCUCGGUAUCAAUGAAGGCUGGGUCAAUAUUGAAGUUGAGGACGUGGCUGAAGAUAUGGCUCAUUUGGGCAAGAAAGCCAGACUCUGGGCAAAGAAGCGAGUUGAGCGUGAAUCCUCCAUUCUUGGAGACGCCGACGAAUACUCUUGCUUCCCUGCAGACUUCAUCAUCCCUCACGAAAAUAGCUACUCGACACCACCUCCGCUGAUUGGUGUUACUCUCCGAUCACUGGAACUUGUGCCAUCCGAGUCUUCAAAGACAAAUUCGGGAAGGGAAAUCAACAAGGAACCUGAAUUACUGUCGCGACCAGCAACUGUCAAUUUCGCUGUAGCGAUUGAUGGAUUCACAGCUGAGCAUUUCUCAUUCUCUCUAGCCUACGAUAUCAGUUUUGUAACGGCGCACCCGUGUUCGCCUUCUCAUCGAGUCCGCUUCGUCAAAUCGCCAUCGAGCCCAACAAUUCAGCAAAUCGAUGUAUCUGGGUCUGACACAUUCGGGCAAGGCUCUCGGCCUGCCCAUCGCACAGGCCAUCCCCUACACAAGUGGUAUAAUUACGCAGUUAUUCAUAUCUCGGAACUUAUAAAGCGUCAACACGCCCCACUCUCGGAGCUUCUUGCAGUCCCUCCCACACACCGCCGCACGCCAUCUCGCGUAGGAAGUGACCGAGUGCUUGUCAUUGACUGCAUUACCAACUUAUCUGAGGUGCCUCAAUCUCCCACUAUUGAGAGACUCACCUCAAAAUAUAAUAUUGUUCAGCGUCGAGGCAGUUUCCCUGCUGCCGAACAGAUGCAUUUCGAGUCCAGAAAACGACAGUUUGGUUCAGACAUGGAAAUUCUGGUUCGUGCGCUCUGCGCUCAAAAAGGCUGGAACGCCAUCAUCAGCCGACGAAAACGAGGAUGUUUGGCUUGUGCUAUCCGCGAAGCCGGCGCAUUGCAAUGGAAGGUCAUUAUCCGGGUAGAGUGA
Molecule: messenger RNA, 3450 nt
Organism: Fusarium coffeatum
Lineage: Eukaryota; Fungi; Ascomycota; Sordariomycetes; Hypocreales; Nectriaceae
Exons: 4
Coding region: 1-3450 (1149 amino acids)
Source: RefSeq, a predicted model, not a curated record